AUCCUCGUUUCUUUCUCCCAUCUUUAUAGCAAAAAGAAGAAGAAGAUACAGAGAAGGACACUUCUUUCCUUUCUUAUUCAUACACUUGCAUCUUUCAUUUGCAUAACCCCACCAGCAUCAAACAAUGGCACCAGCUGCAGGACGCAAGCGCAAGCAACCUCACGACGACGAGCCCGCCGCCACGGCAGCUCCCGCAAAGCGCCAGCAAAAGACCCCGUCGACCAAACCACCCGCACCUGUUCCCGCCAGACGCGGCGGCCGCAAGCGGGACUCACUCACCUCCUCGUCUUCUUCCUCCUCCUCUGCUUCCUCCUCGGUUUCCGCAAAGGGCUCUAUCAAAGCAGACUCGGUCCUGACCACCAUCACAGAGCCUGAUUCUCAGCCGAUCGAAGAUACGCAGGUUGACGUCGACCCCGAGGAGAAAAAAGAGGCCGCGACCACUAAUGGCACAAAACAUGAGCCCGCGGCGCCGAAGCCAUACAAGCUGCGCAAAGUCACAAAAGAAAUCACUCCGAUCCCAGCUCUGAAAUCCGUCCCCCUCAACGUUUACGUCUUUGGCACCGGCAGCAUGGCCGAGCUCGGUCUCGGCCCCGAGGCAAAGACAAAAGAAGUCAAGCGCCCGCGUCUGAACCCGUUUCUUCCCAUCGACUCGGUCUCAAUCGUCGACUUCGCCGUCGGCGGCGCGCAUGUCCUCGCCCUCGACAAAGACGGCAAGAUUUGGUCCUGGGGUUGUAAUGACCAUGGUACCCUCGGUCGCAAUACCUCACAGGGCGAGGAGGGAUUACUCCGUGAUAUGGAUGCUGAAGACGACGACGACGAUGACGGUGAUCUUAACCCGCUCGAGAGCACUCCGGCUAAAGUCACCGGACUGCCUGAUGAUCUUGUCUUUGUCCAGGUCGCGGCUUCUGAUAGCUUGAGCUUGGCCCUCACCAGCGAAGGCCGCGUCUGGGCCUGGGGUACAUUCAGACACAAUGAAGGUAUUCUCGGCUUCAACGAGGACGUCAUGUUCCAGAGAGAGCCAGUCCAGGUCCGGAUCGAGUUCCCCGUCAGCCAGAUUGCGGCCGGCAAGGACCACGUAAUGGCCUUAACCACGAACGGCAAAGUCUACACCUGGGGCAACGGUCAGCAAUUCCAGCUCGGCCACCGCGUGCUCGACCGCUACCAGAAGCAGGCUCUGCAGCCGCGCGAGAUCGGUAUCCGAAAUAUCAAGUACAUCGGAUCUGGCGAGUUCCAUUCGUUUGCGAUCGACACCCAAGGCCGCGUGUUGGCCUGGGGGUUGAAUCAGUUUGGCCAGUGCGGAAUUCCAAGCGAAGGCGCGGGCGAGGACGGCGCGGUGGUCACCGAGCCGACGUACAUCAACGCGUUUGAUGGCAAAAACAUCAUCUCAAUCACAGCAGGCGAGCACCACUCCGUCGCGCUCUCGGCAGAGAACGACAUGUACACUUUCGGCCGCAUCGAUUCGUCCGAGAUCGGCAUCGAAAAAGACGAGCUGCCCGACACCGCCGUCAAAGACGACAGCGGCCGCCCGCGCUUCCUUCCCGUGCCUACCAAAGUCGCGCUCGAGAACGAGGACGGGAAAGUCAAGUACAUUGCCUGCGGAAGCCACCACAACAUCGCGCUCGCGAGCUCCGAUGGCUCGGCGUGGACCUGGGGAUUCGGCGAGACGUAUCAGUGCGGCCAGGGUCCUGCGGGCGAGGACGUUGAGAUUCCGACAAAGAUUGAAAACACGGCUACGCAGGGGGUGAAUAUGCUGCUUGCCGGCGCUGGAGGACAGUUUAGCGUUAUUGGUGGACUUAAAACUGAAGCGAAGGAGGAGAAGUGAUGCGUGUGAGAUAUUUCGUCAAUAGACUGGUUGAUUCUUUUGAACAAUUUUGUCUAAUGAGACUUAUCCUAGCGUCUCUCUUAAAAGUUCUUGCUGAUCUGCAAAUCAAAGCUAGUACUCAUUGUAUUAAAAGCUAGAAUGAAAAAAAAAGA
Molecule: messenger RNA, 1974 nt
Organism: Myxozyma melibiosi
Lineage: Eukaryota; Fungi; Ascomycota; Lipomycetes; Lipomycetales; Lipomycetaceae
Product: Srm1 protein
Exons: 2
Coding region: 125-1822 (565 amino acids)
Cellular component (GO): cytoplasm
Molecular function (GO): guanyl-nucleotide exchange factor activity
Source: RefSeq, a predicted model, not a curated record